This is a messenger RNA of Symbiodinium sp. CCMP2592, 972 nucleotides long. The record is from the annotation of a GenBank genome assembly. Lineage: Eukaryota; Dinophyceae; Suessiales; Symbiodiniaceae.
AUGCGCGGCUUUCGCUUUGCCUCGCGCAGCGCGGCCGCAGCGACCGGGGCCCUUGGCUCCGGGGUCUUGGCGGCCGGACUGCAUUGCAGCGCGAGGAAGCCAUCGAGCUCUGCCCAGGGCACUCUGCACUGGGACCAAGGCCGAUGGGGCUCGGGCCAGCGAGGCUCCGUGGAAUGCGAAGCGGCGAAGAAGAAGCUGACAGUUGCCGAGCUGUUGGCACUGAAAGGAAAGCGGCAGAUUGUGCUGACCACUGCGUUCGACGAGUGGACGGCACGUGCGGCGGAGCAGGCUGGGGUGGAUAUGAUUGUCGCCUGGGGCAGCUGUCAGGAGCACAGCAAGUUCGUCGUUGAGGCUGUACGAAGAGGAGCACCUAACACGCUCAUUGGAACUGGGAUCAAUCCGGGAGCUUACGAGAGCCAGGAAAAGGCCCUUCAGCUUGCCAAUGAGAUGCGGGCCGCCGGCACUGACAUCAUCUACUGCUCAGGCCUUGUCCCAGAGAAGUUUCAUGGGCUCGCAAAGCAGCACUUCCCUUGCUGUGGUCACGUGGGCUACCUUCCUGUGAAUGACACCUGGCUUGGCGGCCCAAGAGCAGUCGGCAAGACAGCAGAGGAGGCCAAGAAGGUCUACGAAGAUGUCAUGGCCCUGGAGGCAGCUGGUUGCAUAGCCGUGGAGAUGGAGUGCGUUCCUGCCAAGGUGGCGGCGGAGAUUAGCAAGCGCACGAAAAUGCUGGUGUUUUCCAUGGGGAGUGGUCCUGACUGCGACGGCCAGUUUAUUUUCUCGGAGGAUCUCAUGGGCACGAACUCAGGACACUACCCCCGCCAUUCCAUCACCUAUGCGAAUCUUAUGGCAGAUGCCGUGCAGGCAUUGAGCCAGUACUGUCAAGACGUGCGGCGCGGCGCGUACCCUGCAGCAAAGCACUGCAUCAAGAUGAAGGAAGAAGAGUUCAGGUGCUUCAAAGACAGCCUCAGCUGA